AUGGAACAUUGGAAAAGUAGCUUUGAUGACGACGGCAUCCGAAGUCCCAGCCCGCACACAUACGCCACAGAUGAGAACCCUGAGCAAGUUGGGUUUUCUCAACUAUCUCCGGGUUAUGGUAUUCGUCACACCUAUCUACCGGCAGAACGAUCCUACUUGAACGUGGACAUUUCAGGCUCAGCAACAAGACUAUCCCAAAAACCAGGUCAAAACCUCACCCAAUCCCUUGCGAGACAACACAUUUCACCCGGGAACAUCGCCUUCUGUCCGCAGGUCGGGAGGUCUUUUUCGACCCUUUUCAUGGACGACUUGAAUGCAAGCUUCAACAGGCGAAAGCUCUCAACAACAAAGGAGAACAAAAGCAUUUCCUCCUCCACGCUUUUGGAAACUCCGAUGCUAUCCAACUCAUCAUCACGAAUGGACGCUCUGGUCCUUAAAUACACCCCUUCGGGUCGACUCACUCUCCCGGAUAGCGCCGUCUCGUUCAUCAUUCCCCUCGAUCUGCAACUUCAAGCCAUAUCAGCCCUAUUCGGAUUUCAAAACAAGAUAGCCCUAGCCCCACGUCCACCAAGCAUUCCCCCUCCUAUUUCAAUGGGCCCUGAUAAUACCUCUGACAUGACAACCGCAGAUGACCCAGAGGGCUUCGAAGGCCGAGCAAACCCUCACGUGCUUAAACUCCUGAAAACCAAAAGGGAAGAGUGCGAAGAGCUCAAAGCAGCUGCCAAAGAGGAUAAGCUCAUAAGAUGGUCCCUCGAAAAGCAGCUCGAUCAGAAAGCCCACGACUUGGCACUAGCGCUUCAGACCAGCGAGAGCCGAUAUGCAGACUGCAUGCGUCUGGACGGGCGUCUGCACGAUCUUUCCGGCUUGGAAGACAAACUAGAAUCAGCACAGUCAGAGAUCAAUAGCCUCAAGAGAUCAGUGGCGGAAUCAGAGAGAGAGGCUCAGUUCAGGGAAGAGGCGUUUGAGGCAGAGAAGCUCUCUUGGUCCGUAGAACGUGAACGUCUGCAGACCCGCAUCAGCACUCUUGCCGAUUCUCUCAAACACGCCCGGCGGAGCACUCUCACCGAAAGCAUCCCGACUCGUUCUCCCUCGCCUAGGACCGAAAUCACUUUCCCAUCACCUCCCCAAAUUCCUCCCGAAAUCAAGAAAGAGCUUUCCGAGCUUCGUGAGUUGGUCCCCGCGUACGUGGAGACUCUCGACAUGAUGGAGUUUACCAUCGAGAACUUGAACGUCGAACUAGAGGACUUGCAUCAAGCCUAUUCCGAUGUUGUCGAUAAAUCUUAUGCUCAGCAAGAGCUGAUUGAGCAACUCAACCAGCAAGCACUUGAGACAGAACACGCCGAACCUCACGGGAACCUAGCGGCUGAAAUCUCACACGUUUCUCCCAAGCGGCCGUCCACUUCAUCUGCUGAGGGUCAAACCAAGCUUCUCAAGUUGAGAAGACUGAACGACACAACGAAGAGUGGUGAAGUGGACGAUUUGCGACAAACAAAUCAAAAGCUGAACGAUUACCUGGAGCGCCUCCUGAACCGGAUCAUAGGUUUGGAAGCCUUUGAACACGUGCUGAACGUAGAUUUCGAAGCCAUCCGGAAUGGACAUUCGAGACAGCCCGUCGUGAUUCAGGCUCCCAGCAAGCGAGCACGCAGAACGGUUUCAUCAAGCUUGGCUGCCAGAGCGCUCGGUCAACUCAAAUCUGCCAAGUCCAAAUUCUUGGACAAGUUGAACAACUCUGCCUCUGCUGGUGUCCAGGUACUUGCCAAACCAUUUGCAAACAAGAAAGAUGACCACUUCACCAACUUCACCAUGUUGUUACCCCGCACAAGAUCGCAACUAGGCUCGGUCGAAUACCCGCCAACUUCUGGUGGCAAAAUUAACCGAGCCAAGUGA
Molecule: messenger RNA, 1887 nt
Organism: Puccinia triticina
Lineage: Eukaryota; Fungi; Basidiomycota; Pucciniomycetes; Pucciniales; Pucciniaceae
Exons: 3
Coding region: 1-1887 (628 amino acids)
Source: RefSeq, a predicted model, not a curated record